Molecule: messenger RNA, 1805 nt
Organism: Polyodon spathula (Mississippi paddlefish)
Lineage: Eukaryota; Metazoa; Chordata; Actinopteri; Acipenseriformes; Polyodontidae
Product: protein O-glucosyltransferase 3-like
Exons: 4
Coding region: 99-1025 (308 amino acids)
Cellular component (GO): endomembrane system
Molecular function (GO): glucosyltransferase activity
Source: RefSeq, a predicted model, not a curated record
AAGCGUUUACUCAAACAUUUUUUUCUCAAUGACCAGGGCCAGUGUACCAUGAGUACUGUGACUGCCCAGAAUCAGACCCUCUGCUCUGGCAGGAGAUUAUGUCUUGUCCUGCUGAGGAGCUCCAGGCUUCCAGAGACUUCAGCGCCUUCCCCAGUAUAAACCUGCAGUGGAUGUUGGUAGAGGUCCCAAAGAGGUUUGGCCCAAGAGGGGGUAUCGUUCACUACACCAUUCUGAAUAACAAGAUCUACCGACGCUCCUUGGGGAAAUACACAGACUUCAAAAUGUUCUCAGAUGAAAUGCUGCUUUCCUUGACGAGAAAGGUUCACAUGCCUGACGUUGAAUUUUAUGUCAAUGUUGGAGACUGGCCGAUGGAGAAUCGUCAAGUGAAUGACACCCCGGCAGGCCCCGUGCCUAUAAUUUCUUGGUGUGGCUCCACAGAUACCAGGGAUAUCGUCCUGCCUACAUACGAUAUCACACACUCCACUCUGGAAACACUGCGCGGGGUUUCCAACGACCUGCUGUCUAUUCAAGGAAAUACAGGCCCUGUCUGGAGCAAUAAGACAGCGCAGGCCUUCUUCCGAGGGAGGGAUAGCAGGGAAGAGCGUCUCAGACUAGUGGAGCUUUCUAAAGAACACCCAGAGCUCCUGGACGCUGGCAUUACGAGAUACUUCUUCUUUCGGGAAAAGGAAGAGGAGCUGGGCACAGUCCCACUUACUGGGUUUUUUGACUUUUUUAAGUAUAAAUAUCAAGUGAACGUGGAUGGCACAGUGGCAGCGUACAGGUUCCCAUACCUCAUGCUUGGGAACAGUCUGGUGCUCAAGCAAGCCUCCUCCUUCUAUGAGCAUUUCUACACACACCUGAAGCCAGGGAAACACUAUGUGCAGGUUAAACAAAACCUGUCUGACCUCAUUGAAAAGAUCACCUGGGCUAAGGUAUGGAGUUCAGCAAGAUAUUUGCAUAGUCUAUGGCUACUCGUGCGAUUUUGCUGUCUUGUUUUUGAACUAAUCAUUCUAGUUUAUUUUUAAUGAGAGAGGAAGGUGUUUAAACACGACCGGUAACACCUUUCCAGGUGUCAUUGGAAAUUUAAAUUAAUUCGUAGCUGAAGUGACAAAACUGAGAAACUUUUUUUUUUUUUUUUUCAGCCAUUGUUCUUGAUUCAGAUUUGGAUUUUUAAACUUCAACUCAACAGGGUUGCAAUAACAAAAAAAUUCACGUCAUCUACUGCAUUUAAUAUAGUUACCCAUACCCAAGCAUUUAUUUAAACAAGAAAGGGGGUCCAAACCUCAGGGUUUAUUGUUACUCUUUGUAAUAUAAAUUCAGACUGGGUAUAGACUGAUCUUAUCAUGGCUGAAUUCUGUUCUUGUCUUUUUACUUUUUUAGCCUGGAAAGCAGAGUACCAAGUCCUGUACACUUAGUUGUUUUUCAGCGGUAGCUUUUGUCAUUUUAAAGAGAAAUGCAGAGCUGCUGGUUUUGUAUUAACGUAACUAAAUCUGUGUGAGAAACCCUUUUCACUACAUCGUGUUUUGAAGGAACUCCUACGGAAAGUAAAAUGUCAAGGUUGCUGCUGGAACAGAGACAAAAGAAACGACACAUUUGAGACGACUUUCUCUUUCAAACGGCCCUCUCCUGUUUCAAGCAGGCCUCUCCUGCUACCAAGCUCUGCUAUACUGUCUUAAUUCCUUUAGGAAACUUAUAGGUAUCAAAAUAUCAUGUUUUAUUAUGGUCAUGUGACUUUUUGUACUCUUAUUCCUUUUGCAGGUAGACAUGAUUCUAAAGUGUAAUUUUUAAUUUUUUUUUUUUUGUAG